Molecule: messenger RNA, 1628 nt
Organism: Talpa occidentalis (Iberian mole)
Lineage: Eukaryota; Metazoa; Chordata; Mammalia; Eulipotyphla; Talpidae
Gene: IZUMO1
Product: izumo sperm-oocyte fusion 1
Exons: 9
Coding region: 448-1554 (368 amino acids)
Biological process (GO): fusion of sperm to egg plasma membrane involved in single fertilization; heterotypic cell-cell adhesion; sperm-egg recognition
Cellular component (GO): plasma membrane; acrosomal membrane
Molecular function (GO): signaling receptor binding; protein binding involved in heterotypic cell-cell adhesion
Source: RefSeq, a predicted model, not a curated record
CCAAGGAAACCCAGGGGUUUUAUCUCUCGGGAAUUCGGGCUCCCCUCGGCAUAGACGGUGGCGAUCGUGGGAGGUUCUGGUACCCAGGCGAACUAUGACCUGACCCCAGUGCAAAAGCUCUUUAUACCGCGCAGCCAACCUCACCCUCGCCCCCAACAAAAUCUUUAAUUUUGGUCGGGGGAGAAAGCAGAAGUUAGCCCACGUCCUCUCCAAAAGCCCUCGGGACCUGGAUUCGGCUCGCGAGCGAACCCUGGUGUUGGAAAGAACAACAGUCAGGAUCAAGGUGGCUCAGCGGCUGUUGCAGGUGCACCAGGACUCCUGGGUUUGCUGGGGAGUAGGGGCCUGUGGUCACGGAGAAGAGCUUCUCUCCGUUUAGCAUUCACCUCUCGAUUUGGAGUCUGACGACCCUCCUUGGGGGGUCUGCACGGAGGCCACGCUCUGGCCGUCAUGGGGCUGAGGCUUCCCCUUCUGGUGGCGGCGCUGGCCAGCUGCGUGCUUCCGGCCCCGGGCUGUGUCAUUUGUGAUCAAAGGGUGCAGCAGGCGAUACAGUCUCUGGAGAGGGAGUACCUGCCUCGUCACCUGCCUCCAGAUAAACACAAACCAUUUAUGGACGACGUAAAGGAAAUGCUGAGGGAUUACAAGGACUGGCCAAUCAACAAAAAUGUCUCUAUGAGGGCCAUUGAUGAUGCCACACAGGAAAGGGCAGUUUUGAUUUUCCUGAAGGAUCUGAAAACCAUCACAGACAGUGGCGCAAGUGGCGAGCUUUUAACAAAUGAAGUCACCUGGAUGUUGGAGCUGGGAAAGGAAAACUUUGCCCGCCUUGCUAUUCAGUUCCAAAAUGAAGAUUUUUGUCCCAACGAGUGUGGUCUCAUGUUGCAGUCUCUGCUCUUGUGUGACACCUGCACGAAGAAACUUCAACUUUGCAAAAAGAAGGACUUUUGCGGGGAGCGCAAAAUCACUAUCCAUGAGAUGGAAGACUUGAUCCUGGACUGUGAGCUGAACUGGCAUAAACUUUCUAAAGGCUUGACGAAUUACAGAUUUUUCAGGGUUACGCACGUCUACACUGAGAACUUCUUGUCCGAGGGGAAAAACCCCAUUCUGACCAAGCCCAUGGCGACAAAGAGUGAUGCAGGUUAUUACGUCUGCGAUCUGGGCCUCAAGGGAUAUGGCCAGGCCACGUUCAUGGGUUUUCGCGUCACAGUGUUGCCUAGAAGAGUCACCCCGGAGGUUCCGGUAGACAUCGACUUGCCAAAGGACGGGUUCCCGGAUGGUGUGGGUAACCCCCAGCAGCCCAACACCACCACCGCCGCCACCACCACCACCACCCAGAUCCCACCGACACCAUCUUCGAAGAAUAUGCUGAAAGGCCGCUUGGUAGGGCUGCUGAUCUGCGCCACUGUCGUGCUGAUCGCCGGCAUUGCGACCGCGAUACUUUACUUUCACUCUGGGAAGUUCAUCGAUUUCAUAAAGACUUGCCAGUUUGGUGGUGGCAGUGAAGAGGAUGAUGAACCUGAGCUUUCAAAGAAAGAGUCAGAAGAUUUAGGGGAAAAAUAAAAAAUGUAUCUAGUUAAGUAACUGACUCAUUUUUCUAGACUGAUUCUCACUUUUGUGUCCCCGAGAGGAGAGCU